CAUCUUUGGGGCGCCGAGCCUUGGGCUGCCCAGUCGCGGCAAACCUAUCAACGAGAAACCUAUCAUUGGGGUAUUAAUGCAAAAAAUCAAUAAUGAAGAAAUGAAAAAAUUGGGACAAUACUAUAUCGCUGCAUCAUAUGUGAAGUAUCUAGAGUCUGCUGGAGCGAGAGUUGUACCAAUAAGAAUUAGAAGACUGCUGACCGUCCAAGAGUUCUUCCAAGGAUCUCACAACCAUGAUUUCUCUUUCUUUGUUCUUACUGUUAACUGAACUUUUAGAAGAGCAGAUAUCUACUGUGACUUAAAGGUUGUCAUCAACUGUUAUAGGUUAAUCCCAUUAUAUUUUCUGUGGAAAAGAGGAUACUAUAAUCAGUAUUAUGGAUAUUGUUAAGUAGUUUUCAAGGGCUGUUUGAUGAAGGGCUGAAUAAUUAGGCUAGUUUGCAGUGCUCUGUCUGUAAAUCUGCCCUUAGAUCUGAACUGCUAUGACUUCUGAAUACAUAGUAGUCCUCAGAUUGUGGCAGCUGGUUGGUGGGGAUAGGAUAAAAUAGGAAUUUGACAUGUAUUAUGUUUAUCUUCCAAAACUGCUUGCAAUUAAAUGUGAAAAUAAACUUCUUUUAUUGUCUGUACAUAAAACUACUGAGUUUUUAUAUUUUUUAAAAAGUUCUUAGCUAACAGAAAUUAACCGGUACCUAAUUCUUGUGGUCUUUAAUGUUUGUAAUGUAUGUUAAUACAUACAUUAUAAUGUUAAAUUUCAUUGGACCACAGAAAAACACACUAACCUAUCUGAUUAGCAAAACAAAGAUACAAUUAUAUGACUUUCAUGUAGUUUGAAAAAAAUUCCUCUAGAAAGAUAGAGAGAUUAGUGUCACAUAUUUAAGAAUUAUUUUUUCGGAGACUGCAGAACAUGGCGGACAGACAACAGCAGCUACUGAACGCUCUCUAAAGGCUCGGCUCAGAGGCCAGGAAUGAUGCGGACUAAGGAGAUACGAACCAGUAGAGAUAUGCUCUGCUGACUCAGGAACGAACUGGGCUGAGAGAAUCCAACUUGGAAUACAGUCCUGGCGCUAAAAUAGGAACAGAAAAAUCUCGGUGUGGAGGCUCGACUCCGCGCCAUUGGAAACCGCGGUUUGCAUUUCCCGCCGCCGCGGUUUGGAUUUCCCGCCGCCGUGGUUUGGAUUUCCCGCCCCGCCCGGCGGCCGGCUGCCUCCAUAGCGGCUCAGCAAGAAGAGACGCGACUGCCGAGCUCUGGGAACGGGAGUCUCCGAACGGAGUCGGAAACGCGACGGACAGGGAGGAAGGCUGACUGGGGGCAAGGUGAGCGAGGAACUGACUCCCUACCACAGUUUGACUCCAGCGGAGGUUUUUUCUGGGCUCGGGCAGUCCUGUAAGAGCAGGGCGCGGUGGCAACUGCAGCCGCACAUUUCCCUCUCGGACGGGAUUGGUGAAAGGUGCCUGGCCGGAGUGACGCUGCUGGCGGACCCCCUAGGCUGGCCUAGCCCAGAUCCCAGAGCCUAACGGUGGCCCGGAGGAGCGACCGACUCCCGCGUAGGCUGCCUCCUCCGCAACUCCCUGGUGCGCAGCGGUGGGCGGGAACACCUAGCCAGCGCAAUUUGAUCAGGCUGUGGCUGACAGGCAGGGAAGCCGGGCCUCCUGUGUAAGAUUGCAUUUUAUAAGGAACAGAAAAUAUGGGGAAGGGAAACAACAAAAAAGGCUCCCCGGCCCCCAAUCCUGAGAAUCAGGCAAUAGUGGACACUGCACCAAUAUACAUUAAGCGCCAUUUAGAGAGCCUCAUAGACCAAUUCAGGAAUGAAGUUAUCAAUGACCUGAAGCUAGAAGUAUGCAGAAUAGUUAGAGAAAUGCUAAGCACCACCCAGGAAAAAGCAGAUGGUGGAAUGGAAGAACAGGAAAAGAGGGGAGAAUUGCUUGAUGGAGAAAACAGAGAAAGCAUUGAGUAUGUGAAGCAGGUGCAAAGGGACUAUCAAGAAAUUAAGAAGUCUACCCAAGACUGGCAUAACAGCUUGAAAGAAACUAAGGACAGACUAUCUGAAUUGGAGGGCAGACUUGAAACAUGGGAGAAUGAAAUGAAAAACUUCUUAAAAAUAACAAAGAAACACACAGCAAUAAUACAAAGACAAGAAGAUGAUAAGAGGAGCCAUAACUUAAGGAUUAAGAACAUAAAAGAAGAAGUAGGGACACAAACAAGUGAACUACAAAAGCUACUCACAGAAAUAAUCCAGGAGAAUUUUCCUAAUUUAGCAAAAGGUAAAGAUACUCAAAUGUAUGAGGCAUACAGGACCCCAGCUACCUACAACCCUAACAGAGAAACACCCAGGCAUAUAAUAAUAAAAAUUCCAGAAAUUCAAUACAAGAACAGAAUAUUAAAAGCUGUAAGAGACAAGAAACAGAUCACUUACAAGGGAAUACCCAUCAGAAUUACAGCAGAUUUCUCUUCACAAACCAUCAAAUCACGAAGAGCAUGGGGAGAAAUAAUUCAAGCUUUGAAAGAUAAUAAUCUCCAGCCAAGAUUGAGAUAUCCUGCACAACUGUCCCUGGAAAUUGAUGGAAAAACGAGGUGCUUCCAGGAUAAAGAGGAACUGGGGGAAUUUGCAACCACCAAUUCAACCCUACAGAAAGUAUUGCAGGAUAUUCUAAAAAAAGAAAAAUACAAAGAACCCAGAAAUAGGGGCGGGGAGGCCACAACGAAUGGAGCAGAGAACAAAAUGAAGAAGACAAACUGACAGCUACUGACAGAAAAAGAGCUCAACAGAAAUGAGACAGAGAAGAUUGGAAGAUAGGAACAGCUUUUUUUGGAAAAAAGGACAUCUUAAUAGGUAAUGCUGAUUUAGUACCAUCUUGGUUUGAAGUCUCAUCUAGCGUUUGUUUUUCUGUCUCCAAUGGUCUAAACAGGUUGUAUCUUAUUGGAUUUUGUUAUAUACGAUAGUAUAAGAAAAAACCUUUUAAAGACAAGGAGAUUAUACAGAGACCAUUGUUCAUUUUCUGUUAGUCGAUUCUAAAUACUCUAUAAUGCUGUCAUUCUCUUAAAUGGAUUUACAUUGUUUUGAUAUACUUAAUGCUACAGUAUAUGAAGUUGUACUCAAGGACUUCAGGGAGGGAGUCAAUAUGGUAACUAUUUUUGGGUCAGGAUUAUCUGGUGGUGAAACACUAUUCUGCUUAAAUGGUUAUGUUUUGAUCUGCCCUGUUUCGCUGUUAUGCCCUCUUUUUUCUCAAUCUCCACUCCAUUAUUUACUUUUUUAUUUUUAUCCAUUUAAUUAAAGGGAAAAAUAUAGCAGGAUAUAAUAUAGUAACCCACUUUGACUUUCUAUUAUCUCGAUUUGAAGCCCUGUAUUACUCUCACCAUCUUGUUUUUGACUGAGGUUCCUCUAUUCUGUUUUGCUGGAUAGUAUCAGGUUCGAAAGUUUAGGCAUCAGCUGAGAAGAUAAUGAGAUUCAUUAUAACGCCCAUUCUCGUUGACUUUUAUCUACUUUUGAAGACCUACAAUAUCUCCAAUGUUUUGGUUUAGUUGGUUUUAUUCUUUACGGUUUUGUUCAAUUGUAGUACAACUAAUGAUAUAGGCAAUUCUAUUAGAAAUAGCGGGAGGCAUUAUGGUAACCAUUGUUGAUCACCUUGUAUUAUGUUUUUAUAUUAUCUAUUAUGUCCACCCUUUUGACUUGACCGAUUCUGUUCUGUUAUGUCACAUUUGCUUUUACUCUCUUCCAAAAAAAGCAAUAAGAACCGUGGGAGCAAUGAAACCCAAAAUGUGUAAUAGUCAUGGUACAAAAGAGAGGAAAAGAAAGUGCUCUAAACUAUAUAACUGCAUGUAUAUUUAAAUGUAUAAGAUAGAAAAUAAUAUCACAGAGUUUUAUUGGAUCAUUGAACAGAACUGUUUGCAGUACCAUUGUUGGAAUGUCCACUCUACAAGCUUUAAUUUUGUGACUUGAACAAUUAUUUCUAAGAUGGCAAUAUGUAAUCCAUUAACUAGUGAUUUCCUACUGUGCAUUUUUUAUUCUGUAAAUCUGUAUAACUUGUACCCCUUCACUGUUUUUUUUUUCUUUCUUUUCUUUUCUCCUUAAAUAAAAAAAAAUUUAUUUUUUCAUGUGAGUUUAAAAAAUUAAAGUGGUUGUUUUAUUUGGAGAUUA
Molecule: messenger RNA, 4133 nt
Organism: Cavia porcellus (domestic guinea pig)
Lineage: Eukaryota; Metazoa; Chordata; Mammalia; Rodentia; Caviidae
Gene: Ggh
Product: gamma-glutamyl hydrolase
Exons: 3
Coding region: 1683-2735 (350 amino acids)
Biological process (GO): tetrahydrofolylpolyglutamate metabolic process; retrotransposition
Cellular component (GO): ribonucleoprotein complex; vacuole
Molecular function (GO): single-stranded RNA binding; gamma-glutamyl-peptidase activity
Source: RefSeq, a predicted model, not a curated record